Panonychus citri (citrus red mite) is the source of this 3035-nucleotide messenger RNA. Its product is annotated as V-type proton ATPase 116 kDa subunit a 1-like. NCBI's taxonomy places the organism in Eukaryota, Metazoa, Arthropoda, Arachnida, Trombidiformes, Tetranychidae. Gene Ontology annotation, cellular component: vacuolar proton-transporting V-type ATPase complex; plasma membrane; vacuolar proton-transporting V-type ATPase, V0 domain. Bases 138 to 2726 code for a protein of 862 amino acids. The transcript has 5 exons. Gene Ontology annotation, molecular function: ATPase binding; proton-transporting ATPase activity, rotational mechanism. The record is from RefSeq and is a predicted model, not a curated record. Gene Ontology annotation, biological process: proton transmembrane transport; vacuolar acidification.
AUUCAUCCGAAUGUCAAUCUGUUUGUUUUGAUUUGGUUAAUUAUUGAAUCGGUUGUUUAAUUUAUUGUUUCAUUUGGUGAAGUCAUUUUUUUUUCUUCUAUUGGUGAUUGUUAGGUGUCUUUCGACACGAAAUCAAAAUGGGUUCUCUCUUACGUAGUGAAGAAAUGAGUCUCUGUCAACUGUUUCUCCAAUCUGAAGCUGCUUAUUUAUGUGUUGCUGAACUUGGUGAAUUAGGCUUAGUACAAUUUCGUGAUCUUAAUCCGGAUGUUAAUGCAUUCCAAAGGAAAUUUGUAUUGGAGGUUCGUCGCUGUGAUGAAAUGGAAAGAAAAUUGAGAGUCCUUGAAAAGGAAAUUAAAAAAGAUGAGAUUCCAAUAUCAGAUAUGGGAGAUAUUCCUGAUGCUCCAUUACCAAGAGAAAUGAUUGAAUUGGAAACAACAUUCGAGAAACUUGAAAACGAAUUGAAAGAAGUUAAUUCUAAUGCUGAAGCUCUUAAGAAAACUUAUCUUGAAUUAACUGAAUUGAAACAUAUUCUCAAAAAAACUCAACAAUUUUUCGAUGAGAUUGCACCCGAUUUCCCUCCUUUACUCACUUCCCUACCUACAUCUAUGAGCUACCGUACUUUAUAUGAAGCUGAUUGUGAAAGUCAAAUAUCACAGAUACAAGAAACUGGAAUGGGUGACGAAUCGACUCAACUUCUUGGAGAGGAGGGAUUACGAGCUGGUGGACAAGCACAAAUGAAAUUAGGAUUCUUAGCUGGUGUUAUCUUGCGAGAGCGUUUACCUGCUUUUGAGCGGAUGUUAUGGAGAGUUUGCUUAGGUAAUGUCUUCCUACGUCAGGCCGAAAUUGAGAAACCAUUGGAAGAUCCAGUUACCGGUGAUAAUGUCUACAAAUCGGUGUUCAUUAUUUUCUUUCAAGGAGAACAAUUAAAAUCUCGAGUUAAAAAGAUUUGUGAAGGAUUUAGGGCAACUCUUUAUCCAUGUCCAGAAACAGCAGCUGAUCGGAGGGAAAUGAUUGCUGGUGUUGUUGCUCGAAUUGAUGAAUUAAACACCGUUCUCAAGCAAACAACUGAACAUCGUCAUCGUGUAUUAGUUGCUGCUGCUAAGCAUAUCAAAAAUUGGAUUAUUAAAGUUAGGAAAAUCAAAGCGAUCUAUUUAACAUUGAAUAUGUUCAAUUUGGAUCUUACCCGAAAAUGUUUGAUCGCUGAAUGCUGGUGUCCAGUCGAUGAUAUGGAACGAAUUCAUAUAGCAUUGAGAAGAGGAACAGAUCGAAGUGGAUCAUCUGUUCCGUCGAUUUUGAACCGAAUGGACACUAAAGAAAUACCACCAACAUUCAAUCGAACCAAUAAAUAUACUCAAGGUUUCCAAAACUUAGUCAAUGCCUAUGGAGUUGCAGCUUAUCGGGAAAUUAAUCCAGCUCCAUUUACUAUAAUUACUUUUCCAUUUCUGUUCGCUGUUAUGUUCGGUGAUGCAGGUCAUGGCUUGUUGAUGACACUUAUCGCUCUCUGGAUGGUUCUCAAAGAGCAAGGAAUCGCCGUUCAGGCCAAAUCGAAUGAAAUAUUCAACACCUUCUUCGGAGGUAGAUACUUGAUCCUUCUGAUGGGAAUCUUUUCCAUCUACACUGGUCUCAUUUAUAAUGACAUUUUCUCCAAAUCAUUAAAUCUCUUUGGAUCUUCUUGGAGAGCAUCACCAUUACCCAAGGAAGGUCUUUACAAGGAGAGUAUGAUGUUGGACCCACAGAGACAAUUUUCAGGUUCACCUUAUUGGUUUGGUAUGGAUCCAAUUUGGCAAGUCUCUGGAAAUAAAAUCUUAUUCUUGAAUUCGUAUAAGAUGAAACUUUCUGUUCUUCUUGGAGUUGGUCAAAUGGUCUUUGGUAUUGUCCUUGGUUUCUACAAUCAUCGUUAUUUUAAUAAUCGUCUCAAUAUCCUGUGUGAAUUUGUGCCACAAAUUAUUUUCCUCUUAUCCAUCUUUGGUUAUCUCAACAUUCUCAUCUUAUCCAAAUGGAUUUCAUACGAUUCCUCGAAAUCAGGAUGUGCCCCAUCACUUUUAAUCACACUGAUCAACAUGUUUCUCUACAAGUAUCCCGAUGCUCCUUGUUCGUUAGCACCAAUGUACUGGGGGCAACAAUUUUUCCAAACUGUUCUCCUGAUGGUCGCCAUUGCUUGUGUUCCAUGGAUGUUAUGUAUCAAACCCUAUUUUCUCAAGAAACAAAAUGACGCUCGUCGAAUGGCUGCUUUAAAUUUUAAUAACAGUGAAAAUUACAAUGGUGAAGGUGAAGUCUCAGUUUCCAUGGAAAAUGCUGAUACUCAAGUUACCGGUGGAUUAGGACAUGAUGCUGAAUUUGAUCUUGCAGACAUAAUCAUCCAUCAGAUUAUUCACACAAUUGAAUGUUGCUUAGGAUCCAUUUCCCAUACCGCUUCUUACCUUCGACUUUGGGCUUUAAGUUUGGCUCACGCUCAGUUGAGUGAAGUCCUAUGGAAUAUGGUUCUUAGAAUUGGUCUGACGGGUGAAAAGAUCGCUGGAGGAUUCACAAUGUAUUUCAUUUUCGCAGCAUGGGCUUGUUUAACUGUCGCUGUUCUUUUACUCAUGGAGGGUUUGAGCGCUUUCCUUCAUGCUCUCAGAUUACAUUGGGUUGAAUUUCAAAGCAAAUUCUAUAAAGGUGAUGGAUACAUUUUCCAACCAUUUUCAUUUGAAGUCAUUCUCAGUACCGAUAAUGAAGAAAUCUCUUAAUUUAAUUACGAUACAUUAACAAUCAAAAAUUCUGGUCAUAUUUUUGUUUUAAUUGUUCAUUUUUAUCGUUAAAACUCAUGCUUUUAAUUUAAUCAUUUAUUUAAUUGUUUGACGAAAAAUUCAGUGUUUUUAUUGGCAUUUAUUGUGUUUCAACCAAAAACAAUUACAAGGCAAUUAAAGUUUUCCUUAACUGUCUCUGUAAACCACAUAAUUAUUAUACUAGUAUUAUUAACAUUGAUAUUAGAAGUCGAUAAACAAUAAAGAAAAAUAUACAUGUAUUAGCUAAUUAUAGCUAAUUACUCAUUUUAA